AUUUGAACGAUUAUGUUUCAAAUUAUGGACAAUGAAAAUUUACUUGUAUUAUUUAGUUAGUUACUUUGUUUCGCAGUCUAAUUAUUAACUAAGUAUGUGGCUAGUUUUGACUUUUGUGUUAUUUUUCUCUGAAAAAUGUUCAGCCAUCGGUAUUGUUGCUCCUACAAAACUGAACCAACUCUUACAGCUUAAAAUCUCCAAUGGACUGAUACAAGGAAAAGAAGAAAGAUCGUUCAACGGUGUUAAAUAUUUUAGUUAUGUAGGGAUACCCUACGCUGAACCGCCAAUAAAUGACUUGAGAUUUAGAGCUCCUGUACCGAUAAGUAACUGGUCUACUGUACUAGACGCGACGGUUCCAGGACCCUGUUGCGCAGGUGUUAAUUUACCAAAGCUCACAGGAAGUUUUCAAAUGGUGCCAGAUGGGGAAGAAGAUUGUUUAUAUUUGGAUGUCUAUACUCCAAGAAAGCCAACAGGGGGGGCUUUCAAGAAACCUUUAGCAGUAAUGGUGUUUUUCUACGGAGGCGGAUUUAUCAGUGGAUGCGCGAAAGAAUACGGACCAGACUUUUUUAUAGAAAACGAUGUUGUUUUGGUCGUACCAAAUUUUAGGAUAUCUGUUUUUGGUUUUCUCAGUACAGAAGACAUGGAAAGCCCAGGAAACUGGGCGACCAAGGACCAAAUAGAAGUUUUGAAAUGGGUCAAGUUUAAUAUUAAGGCAUUCGGUGGCGAUUCUAAAACAGUUACUAUUUUUGGUCAAAGUGCUGGCGCAGCAAACGUAAACAUGCUUUUGUUAGCACAAAGAGCGAAAGGCCUUUUUCACAGAGCAAUAAUGAUAAGUGGCUGUAGUCUUGGGUUUUGGUCCUAUCAAGUUCAACCCAGGCAAGUAGCCUUCGAUAUAGGAGUGGCUGUAGGCAUCGAGACAAACGACACUAAGAUAUUAAUGGAAAAGUUACGACAAGUUGACUUCAGAAAACUAAUUGAAAGUCAUACUUCCGCCAUAAUGAUUAAUAUGCUAUCUAUAAUACAGAAUGGCUUACCUUUCGCCCAUUCCUUGGAACCAAUGCACCAGCAAGCAGUAUUGAUGGAUUAUCCAUAUCAGGUAAUGGAAAAAGGCGAAUUCAGCAGGGUGCCGGUAAUGAUGGGAGUUACAACCUUGGAAGCGGCUUCACUAAAAAAUGUUGUCCGUUUGAUAAAGCCUCUACUGGUAAUUUUUAACCUCAGUCCAGGUUUAAUGGUCAGAUUUACUAGAGAUCAUAAAAAUAGAACCAUUGUAGCAAACAAAAUUAAACAAUUCUUUUUCAAUACCACUGAUAUGCUUGAAGUAGAUGAAUUGGAUUUGUUAAAGUAUUUAUCGGAUGAUGCUUAUUAUCGUCCAAUGAGGAAGGCCGCUUCUCUGAUCUCAAAACACAAUCCUGUUUAUUUUUAUCAAUUUUCCUAUAAAGGACAACUUGCUAUAGAGUUAAUGAGGAAGCUUGUGGGAAUGGAAGAUUUCAUUCGGGACUUUGAUGGUGUCGCUCAUACAGAGGAUAUUGCUUACCUGUUCAGAAGCAAACUUUUCGAACCAAAAUAUUUCAAAAAAGAAAUGAAAAUUAUAAAGAAAAUGACCAAGAUUUACACGAAUUUCGCGAAAUAUGGAAAUCCAACUCCAAUUCAAGAUACACUCCUGGAUAAUGUGACGUGGCCUAGAGUAACAUCUGCUGAUGGACAAUUAUUUCCAUACAUAGAUCUAGGUGAACGUUUCAAAAACGUCGUUUCGACAAAUUUUGACGAAGAGAAUUUCCAAUUUUGGAAUCAUGUAUUUCAAGAGUAUGCUGAUGAACCAUAUAUUACUUAUUAGAUUAGUAUUAUUUUCAUACUUAUUAACAAUAGCACUUUUGCAACAUACUUAGAUCUAGACACAAAGAAUAUAGUGAGGUCCCUGAA
Messenger RNA from Ceutorhynchus assimilis (cabbage seed weevil), 1920 nucleotides. Lineage: Eukaryota; Metazoa; Arthropoda; Insecta; Coleoptera; Curculionidae. The record is from the annotation of a GenBank genome assembly.